Messenger RNA from Pyrgilauda ruficollis (rufous-necked snowfinch), 1219 nucleotides. Its product is annotated as non-structural maintenance of chromosomes element 3 homolog. The record is from RefSeq and is a predicted model, not a curated record. The coding region runs from base 541 to 1176 and encodes 211 amino acids. The transcript is spliced from 10 exons. Gene Ontology annotation, cellular component: nucleus. NCBI's taxonomy places the organism in Eukaryota, Metazoa, Chordata, Aves, Passeriformes, Passeridae.
GGCUGGGUUUUGGGGUGUUUUGCGGUGUUUUGCGGUGUUUUCCAGCGCUCGCCGCCAUUUCGCCGCCGUGAGGGGAGGGGGGGGGGCGCGCGCGACUCGCCUUUUCCCGCCUUUUUCCCGCCUGAGGGCAGGAAGUGAGGGGGGGAGGGCGGAGCGCGAGACUCGCCCGGCGGGCGCCAGGGGGCGUGACGAGCUCCGUCUCUCGACCAAUCGUGACACAGGGGUGGAAUUAUAGGCGGGGCGAGCUGGGGUUGGACCAAUGGGAAGAGGGGCUGGCGCGGGUGGGGUCCGCGGGUGUGGGCGGGGCCAGCGCAGUCGCGGUCGGAGCGCGGUCGGUGACGGUUCGUGUCUGGGCCGGGUCGUUGGCCGGGCCUUGGAGGGGGUCUCUGCGGCCCUGCUGAGGGUGGGAGGCGUGGGGCGGCCUUAGGGGUGCUCCCGUCGCGGUUUUAGUCCGCCCGGUGUUUGUUUUCCUCUCAGAGCUGCUGUGAGAAAUGUCCCAGCGGAAGCGCAGCAAAGGGCUUGGCUACUCUCAGAUGACCGAUGGGGAGGAUGAUUUCAUCCCGACCCAGGUGGAGCGGCGCUCCCAGGACCAGCCCGCUCUUGGCCUUCCCUGCUCAUUCCCCCACAGACAUGCUGAAGAAUAUAAUCCGGGAAUACCGGGAUGCCUACACGGAAAUCGUCAGGAGGGCGGACAGGACCCUGCAGGAGGUGUUCGGGCUGCAGCUGGUGGAGAUCGACACCAAACGCCACAUCUACAUCCUCAUCAACAACCUGCCCCGUGCUGAGGGCGAGUACCUGUGCAGGGGCAAGGAGAAGGAGAAGAUGGGGCUCCUCUUAGUCAUCCUCAGCUUCAUCUUCAUGAAGGGCAACUCAGUCAAAGACAGUGCUUUGUGGGAAUUCCUGCACCUGCUCCGUGUGUACCCAGGGAAGCAGCACAGCGUGUUCGGGGACGUCCGGAAGCUGGUGACAGAGGAGUUUGUGCGGCAGAAGUACCUGGAGACCACCCCCAUCCCCCUGACGGACCCCCCCGAAUUCAAAUACCAGUGGGGGCCACGGGCAGAAAAGGAAACCUCCAAGAAGGACGUGCUGAACUUCGUGGCCAAGAUGCAGGGCAAGGACCCCACAUUUUGGGCGAGCCAGUACAGCGAGGCCGAGGCCAACACGGCCACCACCUGACCCCCCCCCAAAAUAAAGGCACCCCGUUGGUGUGCAGCCCCCC